Oncorhynchus kisutch (coho salmon) is the source of this 2933-nucleotide messenger RNA. RefSeq names its product selenoprotein O1 (gene selenoo1). The record is from RefSeq and is a predicted model, not a curated record. NCBI's taxonomy places the organism in Eukaryota, Metazoa, Chordata, Actinopteri, Salmoniformes, Salmonidae.
AUGGCCUUUAGUUUGAUGGCUGCUUGUAAACUUCGUCUGACACCGUGUAGUUUUCUUCGUUCUGGUAUUGUCUCGUUGUUAUACUUAUCCACUGUCAGGAUGGACGGCAUGGGUCUGGCGGUCAGUCGUUCAUCGCUCGAGCGCCUCGAGUUUGACAAUGUCGCACUCAAGAAACUUCUGUUGGAUACAUCAGAAGAGCCUGGUCCGCGAAGGCUGAUAGGAGCCUGUUUCUCCCGAGUAAAGCCGAAGCCAGUGGUAAAGCAUCGGUUCGUGGCAGUAAUGAACGCCGCGAAGGUUCUGAACGGCCCGCUUGGUCCAGAGUAACUGAGCGGCUCCAAAGUAAUGCCAGGGUCCGAGCCUGCCGCGCACUGCUACUGCGGUCACCAGUUCGGCUCGUUCGCCGGACAGCUGAGGGACAGGGCAGCCUGCUAUCUGGGUGAAGUUAAAGCUCCAGCUGACUGGAGGCCAGUGAUGCUCCGGGAGAACCCCUGUGUCCGGUGGGAAAUUCAGGUCAAGGGAGCUGGUCUGACUCCCUACUCCUGAUAAGCUGACGGCCAUAAGGCGCAGCACUCCAGCAUCAGAGAGUUUCUGUGCAGUGAGGCGGUGUUCGCUCUGGGGGUGCCCACUACCAGGGCAGUCACUGGUGACAGCAAUGUGGUACGAGACGUGUACUACAGAAGGUACCCCACUAAAGAGAGGUGCUCUGUUGCCCUCCGCAUCGCACCCACCUUUAUCAGGUUCGGGUCCUUUGAGAUCUUUAAGGUGGCUGAUGAGAACACAAGCUGGCAGGGCCCCAGCUACGGCCACGAUGAGAUCAGAGGUCAGAUGAUGGAUUAUGUCAUAUAGAGCUUCUACCCAGAGAUCCAGCAGAACCACACAGACAGAGUGGAGAGGAAUGUGUCAUUCUUCAGAGAGGUAAUCAUGGACACUAGCGUACUGGUGGCCCAGUGGCAGUGUGUGGGCUUCUGCCAUGGAGUCCUCAACACAGACAACAUGAGCAUCCUGGGGCUCACACUAGACUACGGCUUCAUGGACAGGUUUGAUCCUGACUUCAUCUGCAAUGCCUCAGACAACUCAGGCUGCUACACUUAUCAGGCCCCAUGCUGCUGGAACCUGGCUCCUCUGGCCGAGGCCUUGGACCCAGAGAUGCCCCCAGGCCGGGCAGAGGCUGUCCUGGAUGAGUACCUGCCCCUCUACAACACCUUCUACCUGGGAAACAUGAGGAGGAAGCUGGGCCUGCUGAGGAAGGAAGAGCCAGAGGAUGAGAUGUUGAUCACUGAGCUCCUGCAGACCAUGCACAACACAGAAAUCGAGAGACACCACUCGCCGUUCAGUGAGUUGACCAUGGUACUGAAUUUGGCCCAGAGCAACCCGUCCCUGUUCCAGAUGGUCUCGGAACGGAGGAUGGUGACCAUGAAGCUGGGUGUGGCCCAAAGGAGCUGCUGGAGGUCGAGGCCAAGCACAGAGAGAACUGGGUCACCUCCUACAGCUCUGUGUUGUGACUGGUGCAGCAAGAGUCUGGCUGAGGAAGUUGAGGGCCAAAGGGCCGUCCAGGCACUGCAGGAGGAGAGGGUGAAAGUGAUGAAUGGCACCAACCCACAAUACGUCCUCAGGAACUACAUCGCCCAGAAUACAAUAGAGGCCGCCGAGAACGGAGACUUCUCUGAGGUCCAGCGGCUCUUGAAGGUUCUGGAAAAUACUUUCUCUACCCAGCCGGGUCUGGAGCAACCAAGCUGGCUGGACCAAGGGGUGGUGGAGGAGCAGGGAGAGAUGGAGCAGCAGGUGGCAGGAGCGGCAGCAUCCCAAAUGCGUGUUCCCUAUGACAGCAAGCCCCCAGUUUGGGCCAAUGAAAUCUGUGUCACCUGAUCUUCCCUUCUGAUCACCCUUCCCUGACAGUCUACCCACCCAUAUGUACAAUAGAGACUGUCACUGUCUUUUCUUCCUUUGUUUACCUAUACCUCUCUCCUCAUACGCUCUUUACUUGGGUGGGUAAUGACACGGAAGGUACAUUUUAAUGAGGUAAGAUAAUAAUAAUGUGUGUGAAAGGGAAUGUACAUGAUUUACAUAUCAUCUGAAUUUUACAGAAUGAGUCACAUAAUGUUACUAAUUGAGCCACAAAGGACUUCAUACACAAGUAUAACAUAACAUAUGUCAACGUUGUAAAUGUCAUAGCAAUUGUAACACUGACCAUUUGGUGCUUCAUUGCACAAAUACUACUACACCACAUUGCAUCGUGUAGGUCAUUAUAACAUUCUAUGUAUUGCAUACAUUUUCCAGAAAGCUUCAAAACUGCCAUUGUCAACUAAAUAUUUGCCAAAGAAAUCAUGAGCAAUGGUUUUGUUUAAUUUCUUGGGAUAAAUUGUUUUUUAUGAAUUGAUAUGGAAAUUAUGUCGUCAUGCUGAAGAAAUGGCUUUUAUAGGGUUUUCCUUGGUAACUUGAAUUUCUUUGAAACGUUAAUAUUGUGGCCCAAAGUUGAGCUAUUUGUAACUUCAAUGUAAUGGACUGUUCAAUAUUCUAUUUUUGUAAGUUGGAAGAUUUUACUUAUGGCAAUUUUUGUAUUGGAAAACAAUAUGCACUACUCAAAUGGCUUCUCUUGGGCUCCAGGUAAAUUCUCUGAGGUACAUAUGAAUCAAACUCAUAAAUUAACGUUUCAACCACUGUGACCACCACCAUAUGUCUUUGUCAUUACCCCCUUCAAAACAUGUCAUACCAUGAGGAAUAGAGGGACCUGUGUCAGGUGACGGAUGGGCAAUAAUUCUGUUCAUAUUGAUCAGCAAAAUAUUGCUUAUAAUAGAAUAGACUAUCCUAAAUUAUAACCUGUGGUGUUUUUAUUUAUUGAUUAUUAAUGUACAUAUGAAAUGUAUUAUCUUCUGAGAGCUUCCUCUAUAUGCAAACUGUAGUUGGUAAACUUAUACAAAAAUAUGUUGGCUGUU